This is a messenger RNA of Aspergillus campestris IBT 28561, 1725 nucleotides long. RefSeq names its product M20 family dipeptidase. The record is from RefSeq and is a predicted model, not a curated record. Gene Ontology annotation, molecular function: metallodipeptidase activity. The coding region runs from base 192 to 1625 and encodes 477 amino acids. The transcript is spliced from 5 exons. Gene Ontology annotation, biological process: proteolysis. Lineage: Eukaryota; Fungi; Ascomycota; Eurotiomycetes; Eurotiales; Aspergillaceae.
GGACUUUCGAUUUUCUUCCUGCAGCCCCAAUGCCCCUCCCCCUCAGUCGCGUUGCAACCUCCCUCUUCAGACAAUACAGACCACAUCUGUCUUGCUCAUCUGUCAACAGUACACCCUGGGCAACACAACUCACACACCCAAAGACUUCAUUUUUUCGCCGCUCAUUCUACGGACACGUCAGUGAUCAAAAAAUGGCACCACAGCUUGAGCCCUUCUUCCAGAAGGUCGAUGACCUCUCAGGCUCAUUCAUCGAUCGGCUGCGAAAGGCUGUUGCAAUCCCGUCCAUCUCGGCGCAGGAUGAGAACCGACCGGAUGUGUUCAAGAUGGGCCAAUUUCUCGCCUCGGAACUCGAAGCUCUUGGAGCUGAAGUGGAACAAAGGCCGCUAGGCAAGCAGCCUGGAAAGGAGCACCUUGAUCUCCCUCCUGUUAUCCUUGCUCGGUAUGGUAAUGAUAAGAACAAGCGGACGAUCUUGGUAUACGGUCAUUAUGACGUACAGCCUGCCUUGAAAGAAGACGGUUGGGCUACUGAGCCUUUCGACCUGACGGUCGACGCUCAAGGAAGAAUGUUUGGCCGUGGAAGCACUGACGACAAAGGGCCUGUCUUGGGCUGGUUGAACGUGAUUGAGGCCCACAAAAAGGCAGGUGUUGAGUUCCCUGUGAACCUCCUUUGCUGUUUUGAAGGCAUGGAAGAAUACGGCUCGGAGGGCCUCGAAGAUCUGAUCCAAGCCGAGGGCAAGAAGUUCUUCAAGGACGCAGACGCCGUAUGCAUCUCUGAUAAUUACUGGCUUGGAACGGAAAAGCCCUGCUUGACAUAUGGCUUGCGAGGUUGCAACUAUUACUCAAUCAGUAUCUCCGGUCCUGCUCAGGAUUUACAUAGCGGUGUGUUCGGCGGUUCGGCCCAUGAGCCAAUGACGGAUCUGGUCAACGUCCUUUCGAAGCUUGUUGACGUCCAGGGAAACAUCAUGAUUCCUGGCCUCAUGGAUCUCGUCGCGCCUGUGACCGAGGAAGAAAAAUCACUGUACGGUGAUAUCAGCUACAGCAUGGAAAACCUUCACGAGUCGCUUGGCAGCGAGACUAGCAUCCAUCCCACAAAGGAACGAACUCUUAUGGCCAGGUGGCGGUACCCCUCGCUUUCAAUCCACGGUGUUGAAGGCGCCUACUCCGCCCCGGGUGCUAAGACGGUCAUUCCAGCGAAGGUUAUUGGCAAGUUCUCCAUCCGUACUGUUCCUAACAUGGAGAGCGAACAAGUGAGCAAGCUCGUUUUCGACUACAUCAAGGCAGAGUUUGCCAAGCUCAAUAGCAAAAACACUAUGAACGUGUGGCUUCAGCAUGACGGCAAGUGGUGGGUUUCCAGCCCGAAGCACUGGAACUUCACGGCUGCAAGCAAAGCUGUAACCCAGGUUUUCGGAGUCGAGCCCGACAUGACUAGAGAAGGUGGCAGUAUUCCUGUUACUCUGAGCUUCGAACAGGCUACCGGGAAGAAUGUCCUUCUUCUGCCCAUGGGAAGCUCAACCGAUGCCGCCCAUUCUGUCAAUGAGAAACUUGACAAGAGAAACUACAUUGAAGGUACCAAAUUGCUCGGCGCUUAUUUGCACUAUGUGUCCGAGGAGCCUAUCAACGCUUAAGCAGCAGCUUAUCGCGAAUUUGCCUCACAUGUUGAUUCAUAUAUACUUUAUAUCUUGAAUGUUACUAGUGAAUGUCCGCGUGAUCCAACAAAGAUUCGAG